GCUUGGAGUUUAUGGGGCUUACAGUGAUUGGUUUGCAGCUGUGACAGACUCUGACCAAUAGACGACGAGCACAGUCUUGUAUAAACCCAUCGUCAUACCACGACUCGAGCACUUUUGCGUCGAUUUGCAGUGUGUAUUUCUUUAACAAUACCUGAAUAAUGAGUGGCAGAGGUAAAACCGGUGGUAAAGCCAGAGCGAAGGCAAAAACUCGCUCCUCUAGAGCAGGACUGCAGUUCCCCGUCGGUCGUGUGCACAGGCUUCUCCGCAAAGGGAACUACGGCGAGCGCGUCGGUGCCGGUGCUCCGGUGUAUCUGGCCGCUGUGCUCGAGUAUCUGACGGCUGAGAUCCUGGAGCUGGCUGGAAACGCCGCUCGGGACAAUAAGAAGACCCGUAUCAUCCCCCGUCACCUGCAGCUGGCGGUGCGCAACGACGAGGAGCUCAACAAACUCCUGGGCGGAGUGACCAUCGCUCAGGGCGGCGUGCUGCCCAACAUCCAGGCCGUGCUGCUGCCCAAGAAGACCGAGAAACCCGCCAAAACUAAGUGAACACGAGAGGA
Messenger RNA from Carassius auratus (goldfish), 556 nucleotides. RefSeq names its product histone H2A-like. Bases 159 to 545 code for a protein of 128 amino acids. The transcript has a single exon. Gene Ontology annotation, molecular function: structural constituent of chromatin; protein heterodimerization activity; DNA binding. The record is from RefSeq and is a predicted model, not a curated record. NCBI's taxonomy places the organism in Eukaryota, Metazoa, Chordata, Actinopteri, Cypriniformes, Cyprinidae. Gene Ontology annotation, cellular component: nucleosome.